This is a messenger RNA of Eimeria acervulina, 950 nucleotides long. RefSeq lists its product as hypothetical. Gene Ontology annotation, cellular component: nuclear body. Lineage: Eukaryota; Apicomplexa; Conoidasida; Eucoccidiorida; Eimeriidae. The record is from RefSeq and is a predicted model, not a curated record. The transcript is spliced from 7 exons. The annotation marks the transcript as partial. Gene Ontology annotation, biological process: mRNA processing; primary miRNA processing.
AUGGUCAGCUGGAUGUGUGCGCAGCAGAUGCGCCGCACCCUCUAGAGGAAAUCCUUGAUGGGAUUGAGGACCCGUGGCUGCGCCUCGACCUGAUGCUGACGUACUUGCGUCAUGUACACUGCGUUUGCUACUACAGCGGGAAGGUGUACGAUGACCCGCAGCAGCUGCACUUGAACGCAACAGCUGCACACCUGAGGCCUGUAUGCCCUCCGCAUCUGCAGCAUUUCUUGCAGGAGCAGGAGCAGCAAGAUGAGAAUGCUGCUGACGACAGCAGCAGCAGCAGCAGCAGCAGCAGCAGCGGGAUCUCGCAGCAGCAGCAGCAGUGGGCGCAGCAACUCGAUCAGCGGCUGCAGGUGCUGCUGCACAUGGCAGCAAACAUGCAGCAAAACCUCCCACCUCCUUUAGAUGAGAAUGAAAGCCCUAUUAUACAGAGCAAGUGGAAUGCCUUUUGCCAAGAACACACCUCUAAAGACGCCGAAGGACGCUAUCGCUGCACAUUAUGCCAAAAGCUGUUUAAGGCUCCUUCUUUUGUUCAUCUGCAUCACCGCAAGAAACACGAAUUAGAGCUUAUCCGCAUCAUUAAUAAAUACGUGCCGCACCUGAUGAAGACGGCUUAUAUGAACGACCCCAAUAAACAUAUAACCCUUCCUAAAGAGAGACAGCGACACAGAGACAGAGACAGAGACAGAGAGAGAGACAGAGAGAGAGACAGAGACAGAGUAAUGAGGAGGCCUCCACCCCCUGCACCCGGCAUCUUCAUGCCUGGAGGAGUACCCCCCCCUCCUUUUGUGCUGCCCCCGCCACCAGCGAUGCCCCAUGUGCGAAGACAGCGCGACUGGGACUCUCCCUAUGGCCCCGGUGCUGCACCCCUCGCUUGCAGACACCUGCAGGGCCUCAAAGUUCGUACGGCACUGCUGGGGCCCCCAGGGGGCCCCAAAGCCAAAGCAUAG